AGACGUUUCUUAUGAGAGCAGGCGGGGGACCUUCACCACUGUAGCAAGGGAGCACACAGAGGAGACCAGGAGCCGUGGGACCCGGGUGUUUAUAUGUGAGAGGGGUGAAAACAGGGAGAGACCCUCGUCUCUGUGGGUCAGCUGAUGAAGAAGAUGAAGAACCAAAUCACCAACGCCAUCUCUGACUUCUUCUUUGAGUACGAGACCCCACGCCAGGUGCUGGUGAGGAACAGGAGGGUGGGAGUGGUGUGUCGUCUCAUCCAGCUGGGGGUCCUGGCUUACAUCAUCGGGUAGGAGCCAAAUACUCGUGCUUUUACUUUGUAAACUUUUAAAGAGGGGCCAACAGGUUGGACAGGUAGAAGGACUGCAUUGUGCUGCAUGUCUCAUCUUGUAUAACGACCCCUCAGAGCGACCCUUCAAAUUCACACAACUUGUUCUCUUACUUGAUGGGUUGUUCAUGAAGACACAAAGCUGCACUGACUUAUCAAUUAUAAAAAGAUUAAUCAUCAAACAAUGUGACAUUUGUUGGAUCAUUUGGGGUAUAUCUCAAUUAAAAACAACAAAAUGUGCCUGUUACUGCUUGUUAAUAUAAGGGAUUUGCUACUUUUUGUAACUUUGAGCGUAAAAAGUCUUUUGACAACUUCUUACAUUAACUGAACAACUGAUCAUAUAAAUGAUCAAAUUAAACACAUCACAGAAUAUUGUUAUAUUCAGCAGAUAAUUUUAAUCCACCUUUUGUGGGACAAUGGACAAUGUCACAAAAAAAGGUUUUGUUGUUUUCUGUUACUCUGUGAAAGUUUCUGUUUGUCAAAAUUCUGAGAUUUUUUUUCUCACAACUCUGCGCCAUUGUUGUAUCACUCAAUUAAUCGGUCUAUUAACUAAAUAAUGAAUUAAGUGCAGCAAGUACUAAACGGAUAUCUGUACUUAGAUUACAGAAACACUGUCAAAAAUUUGUUUGUUCCAGCUUCUUGCUUUAACUUCAAGCAUAAAAAAUCCCACUUUUUGACUUUUAUAUGUGGUUUUUUCACAACUUGCUCUUAUUCAUUGACUAAAUGAUUAAUCAAUUUAUCAACAAGUUGAUCAUAAAAGAUGAAUAACCUUUGAUAAUUGAUAAAAUAAUUUGAAGAAUUUCUGCACAAAAUUAUCACAUAUUUUCUGGUUUCAGUUCCUUUAUUGUAGAUCUAAGCUGCUUUUUAAUAACAUUUCAUAUGUAGAAAAUCUGAGGAAAUGGUAAAGAUUAAUUGAUAAAUAAAUCAAACCCUGGUUAUCAGUGAACUAUUUUUGGGAGUGAAAAUGUUUUAUCAACCAGUUAGGUUGUUAUAUCAUAAGAGAUAUCAGGAUAAUUUACACAAAACAAAAAAUAAUCAUAAACUGUAGCCCCUCAGGGACAUUACCCUGAUGUCUGUAGUUUUCUCUGUAUGUACAGUGGGAGCCACUGACAAAACAUGACAUGUUUAGGGUGCCGCUGAGGAUCAGAGAUAGGACCUAAAACUGUCCAGGUGCUGUUGACAAAGCAAAUCUGCUGACUGAAAUACUGAUGUCAGACAGGGCGAAAAAUGAAAAAUCAGAGGGCAGAUAAUCCGAGUCUCUGCCCAGCUCAAGUUGAGACAAAAACAGCAGAAUGUUUCUAAACUUACUCACACAUAAUCUCCACACACAGGCUUUGACAUGUUGGAGCAGUUCACUCUGAAGAAAGCAGAAACUGUUUGUUAUUUGAGAUCUGCUCUCAUAUGGUCAAGGUUUCUGUUUGAGUUAGUUUGUAAUUACUCAUAGACUGUUUGUUUCUGAGUGUGUGUUAAUGUGAGUGUGUGUUUGUGUGUUACUGUGUGAGUGUGUGUGUGCCUCUGAGCAGCAGAACCUGAGGAGCUGAGUGUGAUGAACACGCUGAGGCAUAUGCUAACACAUAUAACAAUCAAAUAACGCCACACAGCGCAUUGAGAGUUACCUUCUGCUGGUGACGUUAGAGGUGACUAAAAGGCAAUUGAAGACAAUCCUCUCCUGCUUAUGGCAAGGUUUUGUUUCUUUUGAUUUCAAGUUGAUAUAAACUAAAUGAAAAUAGCUUUCUGUUGUUUGCUUUUGGGGUUUUCAUCUUGUACUUGAAAUCUUGAGUGAGGCACAAACAAAAAAGGAUAAGUCUGCAAAUUACCAAAGUUUUAGACGAGGAAUUUUCAGUGACCUCUGCUGCUUCCUCCCACAUUGUCACCUGCCUGUUCCUGCUGUCAGAAAAGGCAACAUUAAAGAUGGCUUGUGAUGGGCAUGGAAGGAGAUGUGAUUAAAACGCUGUUCUGACUCUAGGCUUCAGGACCCGAGCAGAUGGCUGACGGGUCAGAGCAGAAGUCAGACUGUCUCUGAGGCAAAUUUCAUUAUUACUCACUUCAGAAAGCAGAAAUGUUUUACAGUUUCUUUUUAAGUCAUCUGUGGUUUUAUUUUGUAAUCAGACAGUUUUCCUCUUUUUCAUGAGAAACAAUGCAGUCUUGACCAACCAGACAAUGCCCUUUAUGAAUCUCUCACAUCAACAUCGAACAUGCCUGGUUUUGAAAAUAUUUAUUAUUCUAAAUGAAUCUGUUAUAAAGACAAAGACUAAAUAAAGAGAGCAUGGCAGCUGCACAAACCAUAAUGAGUUUCUUUCACUCGAUUCCCUUUAAAGUCAACACAAAUUAAAUCUAUUGUUUUCUGUUUCAUGCUGAUUAAUUGAAGGUUGAUGUAUUUUUUAAUUCUGAUUUGUCUCCACAAAUUGAGCUCUAAUCUCAGCUCUGCAGCAUGUGGAUGAGAAGAAAAGCUCUCCCAACAUCAAGGAGCUUCGUCGCUGCUCUCCCUCUGUCACAGCAGAUACAGAUCUCACUUAGACUGCUGUUUUGGGAGAUCCCGCCGUUAUUUCAUGCUCAUGCUUUUCUUUAUUUCAUUAAUGUUCUCUAUUUUUCUGAAUGUAAGUUCCGGCUUGCAUAAUUUGAUUUGCCCGACAGAUAGAAAGCUAUGGCUUUUGGCUAGUUGUGAACACUUUAUUUCACUUUGAGAGAUGUUUCUGCCUGUCUGCUGCUCUGAGGUGUUUUCUCUGUACGCUGAUGAAUGAAUGUGUGCUGCAACACAUGAGUCCUGCAGGCCUUCUGCCAGCGGGUAAUUGCUUUUCCCACCCUGUAUGAAAUAGCUGCGACUUCAUGUGUGUGUGUACAUACAGUAUCAUCCAAGUGCAUACCAGCUGUUAACCAUUCCCCCUAACCACACACACACAUACGCACACACAGAUAGGGCGACACAAUGAGGUGCUUCACUCAGCAGAGAUUAGAAAGUACCAAGUCUGACGUAGUUUUCAGAAACUUGUAUUUACACUUAGUCAGCUUUUGCAGAUUUUUAGAGGUAAUAACAUCCAGAGCAAACCCUAAUUUUACAGUUUCGCUAAAUAAAAUAAAAAUGCUGUUAAACCAGUGUGUCAUUCCCCUCUAAAGACUAUUAUCAUUGAUGUUAGAGGUACUUGAAGUCUUUGCCUCUUUAAAAUACUGAUAAAACAAGAUAAACUAUCCUUUUUACAUCUGAAAAUGCUGCUUUAAAAAGCUCCUGUGAAAAGCGUUUAUCUGGUUUUAAAAUAAUAAAUCAUACGGAAGUCUUGAUAAAAUUAAAUAAGGCAAACUAGACCAUCCACCUACAGAUUUACUACGUCCAUUUGGUUUUAAUUGACUCUGAUACCAGUGGCUGGGGGGCAGGUGUCAGGUGAUUAACUGCAAACUGUUUAUACAUGGACCGGACAAAAUCAGUAAGAACAGAGAGGUACUGUUUUGUCUACAGGGGAGGCGCCAAAGUCAGCACAAAAUGAAAGUUCCUGACAGGAGCUUUAAUAGCACUGUGAGGGGUUUUUCACCUGUGUUGAAAUAGUGCCACUCCUGUACUGAUGUUCUCUCAUUUUCUACAUAGUAAAAUGACAUUAUCUGCGACAAGGUGAUUUCUUUAUUUUGAAUUCAGUGUGUGCUCAGGCCAGAUUAGCCCAGUUGAUAUUUAGCAUUCACCCUGAAGUGGCACUGUCAAGAACUCUGUUGGACAGUGAGAAUCAAGUAAGGGAGUAAGAGGACAUCUGUAUUCAUUCAUCAGCUCCUUCAACAAAUACACACUUUCCUAACCCUUGCAGGGGCAUUCCUGUGUAGAGCUUGGAGAGCUAGCUCUGGGGUAAAAGCAAGUAUUUGCAUCACCAUUAUUUUCAACCUAAGACAGGCCUGGACAAGUUAAGCUUGCAUAGUGACAUCUAAGUGUCACAGGGAGCACUGAUGACAACAGAGUGACAAACUCAUAUAAAGCUAUUAUGGCCUGGUUCAUAUUACUGCAAUUGUAACAAUGCUUUCCAAUCAACACUGUGCAACUUACCUCAUGGUAAGCAGAAUGUUAAACUUUUUUAACAACCCCAAUCAAACAACAAUGUUAAAAGACCCGCAAAAGCGAGCAGGACCAGGCUUUCCAGUGGUGAAGUGAAGAAGACUGCUGCCGGCCAAUGCACAAACUUUGGGUUUAGAGCCAGAACAGGGACUUUCCAUGUAAGCCAAGGUGAUAGUAAGGGCUGCUGCCAUUAAGUGCAGUGGUUCUGGGUUCAAAUCAUGUUAAGAGACCCAAUAUAUAAAUAUAUAUAGACUUGAAAUAAAACAGCAGUUUGAACCCAGCUUUUAAAUCAACUUAAUGAAUUCACAAAAUACAAAACAACUCCAAUAAACUCUAGCAGACAGUCCCAGUGUUGCGGUGCUUAGCCUUGCUGUCUCUUAAUGAAAUAAUUCUGGGUUCAAAUCCUUCUUUGUAAUUUUUCAUGUGAUGUAGAUGAAAUGUUUUCUUCACUCUGUAGUCAAAGCUGUGUUGAUUGAUCAUUAAGCAAUGGUGAAAUGAGAGGACCUAAGCACUACAAGACUUGACUUGUGGUGCGUUUGUUUGUGCAUCUGCCUUUGUGUGAAGUGGUACAUGGUUCAAACCCUAGCUUGGGACCUUCUACAUAAAUGGAAUGUAAAAUAAGGAAAGGAAAGAAAAAACUAAAAUUGAUCUGCAGCCUCAAAGAGUGUAGAGGGGCCACCUAUGUCCAUAAAAGAGGACUUGUGGAAAACACUACUGUUUUUUAUCAACCAGUUACCAUGGUUAUUAAUGUGACAUAGUUGUUUUUGAAGUCUUGCAUGCACCAAAACUUUGAGUGAUUUUGAACUGCAUCAGUAACCAAGAGGCAUUGUUCUCUUUUCUUGCUGAUGCAUCAACGUACAAGCAGCAUUUUGCAGUUGCAGAUGCUUGGACUGGCAUUAGCUUUAAAUACGUAAUAGUCUAAUAAGGCAUUUAAGUCAAAUAGUUUCCAAAAGGUCAGCAGAUAAAUGUGAGGGGGUCAUUAGAUGAUUCAUAAGGGAAGACAUCCUAAUUUAACCCAUCCUGCUCCACUGUUCCCCAUGUUUCUUUAAAUGUCUCCAAACAAGGAAAAGGUAUCACACUCACUGUUCCCAGAAUCAUACGACUUUCCACACCACAUCUUUCACAUCUGAACCACCAAGUUUUUUGUAGCUGACUAAAAAAAUGGCACAAUAUACCUAACAAACGGGACUUUUGAUGGGCCAAAGCUUUGUUUUAUGUUUUACAUCAACAGGAAUUUCUGCUAUUAAAGCCCUUUACAAACUACCUCCCAUGUUUUUUUGUAAACAUGGAUACUAAAAAGGCCUGCGUUAAGAUAUGAUGUGUUGUCCUUAUCUGCUUGAGAAACGAGACCCCCCUCAAAGUAUCAUUGUAGCUAGACAACAUAUCAAAAUCAACAUCAAAGCUCCUGUGAGGGAAUUUUGAUAGUCAUAGAACAGACUAAAACUAAUGAUUUUAUUAAAUGAGCCAACAAACUGAGCAAGACAAUCAGCAACCUGUUUGCUUUUAUGCAGUAAUUUUAGGUGUGUAACGUGGCAACUAAAAACACACUGCAAAAAGUCUUUUGAAAUGAAUGCAGAGAAAGUUACAAUUACAGGUCAGAAACCACCUCCAUUUGUGCUGUAUAAAAUCAGUGAAGACAUAACUUGUCAACAGAGACAAAACCAUGUUAACUUAAAGAUUCAUAACAGGAGCUUUAAAAACUAAAAACAAAACUCUGCUGUGCUGAUUUGAAUUGUUUUAGUUCCUCUUUGACCUCCCCCUUCCUUUUUUAUUAAAAUGCUCUUUGAAACGUAACUAGUUAGGGUUAAAGGUCAAAUUUUAACAAUGUCCCUUUACGCAAAAACUCCCGGAAACUAAGUUGUAAAACAUGGAAGGGCCUGCAGAGAAGGAACAAGCGAAAACCAUUAGUUGAUAUUGGUUGAUAUUGAGCAAAGUAAAAAAUAAUUUAAAAGCAUGAUAAAUGUUAUGUAACAAAUAUAAUUCAUCACAAUCACAGUGAAUUAAGACCUUUAGCUCUUAACACAGCCUCUUAUCGGCUGUUUUAGUUGGAGGAGAAUUGUUUAUCUGUUUGCUCUGAUAAAAAGCCACACUGACGUUUUAAGAUGACUUUUGCCUUUUUCAGAUGCAAUGUGGGCUUUAUCAGCCACGAAAGUUUCAUCAUUUUUGAUGGGCAGUUUUAUCUCUGUAUCUGCAAUCACCCAUAAAAGUGAAACAGCAUAUUUAGUUUCUGCUUGAGCAACUUUGAGUUCCUCUGUGAAACCGAUGAGACGCACCCAGUUGUCUGUGCCAUUAUCAGAAGUUAUGUGCUAAAGACUGUACAAGCAGGUAUGAAGAGUUUUCAGAUACUGUCCUAAACUUCAAGCUACAAUGAGGAUUUUCUUGAUGUUUGGGAAAUGGAAAAAAAAAUCACAAUGAUGCCAAUCAAGACCAUCAGGGGCAAGACUGACAAUUUGUAUAUUAUGAUUUUUAAAGCUUAAAACCAGUGUUAGGAGGGGGGUGUCAGCUGACGAAAAAGCCCCGUUGAUGACAUAGGUGGAGUUUGGACUUGAAGUUUGGGGGUUCACAAAGAUAAAGGAAGUGUGAUGCGAUUAACAGAGCAAGACUAACAUACCUCUCCUUAAACAAAAUCAGAAUCUGAUAACUAAGUAGGUACGGAUUCUUCGCAAAAGUGCUUCUCGAGAGCCUUUAUAAAUCCACCCAUUGUAUCUAUGAACUUCAGCAAGUUCCUCUUUGUGUCGAAACACACAAGAAUAUUUUUUUAAUUGAGGACACAUGAGCUAGUGUUUUUUUGCUUUUGUGCACCCUUUAUACACAAAACACUCACAGAUCACUGUAUGAGUUAUGUCAUAGCUUGCUGUUAUGUCACCUGACACAAUCCUUAUUUCUGUGAGUGUAAGAGUGAGUGUGAAUUUGAGUCAUUGUGUCUAUGUCAGACAGCUUGUCAGUUUCAAGUCUCAAAAGGAGCUGCAGUUUUUGGCCCAUACAGGACUGAGAUGAAUCAGGUGUGUGAGGAGACAAGAGGUGAAGGUCUCCUCUUUGGUCUCACACUGCAAACAGUAACAUAAGAGUGACAAAAUCACGCCCUCUUUCCUUUCAUAAAAAAGGUGCAAAACUCAGCAGCUUGACCUUGAACUAAAACUAAGAAAAGACAGCAAAUAACUCCUGUUUUUGUAACUUUUCACUGACUACCAAUUUCUAAGGUUUAACUCGUGACUUUGAAAGCAGUCCAUGGUCCUCCUGCUCCAGAAUCCAUAUCAGAGUUGCUGUCCUCUCCACCAACCUGUGUGCAGCCUCACAUCAUUCAGCAGAAACUUCCUGAUUGUCUCUGGCUCAAACUUAUUUAUGUAUAUAUUCAGGACAAUGGACUUUAAAUGGAAACUUAUUUUUCUGAUGUUGUUUUCAUUCAUGGUUCAACUAGCAGCUUUAUCAGUGGAGUUUUAUUGGGAAACCACAUUAUAGAAUAGACAGAUAGCUGCCCUCACAUGUAGGUCCAGUUCAAAGGCAUUUGUUAAAACUAACUAACAGUAAAUGAGUCCCAGGAUUUGUGAAAUACCUGGUGUGUUCCACCUCAUUUCUUCCCGAUAAGCUGUUUUCCUGCGUACACCCAAAGCCUGCCAAGCUAUCAGUGAACCAUUGACACCAGAGCACCAUACCAAAUUCUAGUACUUUAUUUUUUAACAGAAUCUGAGCUACAGAUCUUUUUGUUGUUGUUCAUACACACUGUAAUUUUACACUUUUACCUAAGAAAACGAACUUAAUCUGUCACUUGUACUUUUACCUGGGUGCUUUUUCUGUAUCUGUAGAUAUAUAUAUGUCAGUAGAGACUGAGUACAAUGAGCUGAAGUAUAUAAGAUGUUUUGUAAUGAUUUUCAAAGGACUAGGCACUGAUAUUACUCAACCACAAUCCCUCACAUUUGUUUCUGGGAGGUAUGCUGCUGGCAUGUUCAGUAUGUCAACAUCCCCUUCAUGCAUGCCCUUGCCUGUGGGGUUGGAUUGCUUGCUCUGGUGUUGUAAGAGUCUGAUGUUGUGCCAGACAUGACAAGAUGCUCUGUGUGUUUUGUACAGGUGGGUGUUCAUCUAUGAGAAAGGUUACCAGUCCACAGACACAGCUGUGAGCUCCGUCUUCACAAAAAUGAAAGGAGUGGGCUACACCAACGACAAAGGGAAAGAGAGAGUCUGGGAUGUGGCAGACUAUGUUUUCCCUCCACAAGUAAGUGACUGACACUUCUCAUGUGCUAAUUACAUGACUCCAAAGUGGUCAGGGAAUAAUCUCACUCAACACACAACCAGGGUUAAGAUUACAGAGAAUAAGAUGUUGAGAAUUCAACCUCCAGACUCCAUGAAUCAAACUGUCUGAGUAAAUUAACGUCAGGCUGAGUCAGAUGAGCAUCAUCACAAACUCUCUGCUCCCUCUAAAUAUCUAAACAAGGGUAAGAUAGUGACAAAGAUUAUGGUGUUGUCAUACUCUUAAAACAUCCGUGUUGGCUGGAUUUCAUCCUUGAUACACUCAUUAAAGGACUUGGAGUAAGUACACACACACAGAGUGAAUGUUACCUGCUUUGUCAACAUCUAGGUGUUACUGUGCCAUCGCGUGCUUCCUGUAAAGAACUGAGCAAACAACCCUCCAAAAGAAAGACUCAGGUCAAACAUAUUUCUCUGUUUACCCAAAAUGUCCUCGGGACCUGUUAUCUGUGGGAAUGGAAUAAAGAGACACAAUGAAGAUGGUCAUGUUUGCUUUCAGUUUUGGGUGUGGGCCUUUUUUUAAUUCAGACUGGAUUAGGUGCAUAGUUUGAUGUGAUAAGCCAGACCAACGAGAUGAAAAGAUCUCUUUGGUACAAUGUCUUAUGCUUUGAUCGGAUAUACCAGUUCAUAUUUAUCUUUAAAUCCACCCCUUUGUUGGAGAGUAGAUUGGUUAAACAAUGACCAUGAGAAAAUAGUUUGUCACUCUGAAUAUCUGUCAUGUGGCUGUGGAAUAGUUUGAGAGAAAUUAAAUCUAAUAGGUCUUUGUUUAUGUGCUGAAUUCAGUGUCUCCUUGAUUGACAGCCAAAGAAAUAUACAGCAGAAAAUUCACCAUCUUCUACAGUUCAACACUUGAACGUUUGAGCUAGCCAAAAAAACUGAUGAAAUGGUUUUGAUGACUUUGUGCUAGCUUUUAAACUGAGUCUGAUAAUGCCCUAUAAACUGGGUGUAUUUGAUGUCAAGUAAAAUUAUUUUUGGAGUGUUUAAAGAAGUAGGCCAAAGCAUAUGGAGCUGCAAAAGAGGAUGAAAGGAGGGCAGAAGAAAAUUAAGAAAGUGAAAAAAAUUCAUUUAAGCGUUCAAAUCCAUUUCUGUGGUCCGAGGAGAAGCUUACUAUCAACUCUGAGACAUAAUUGUUUGGCAAAAUAAGAUAAAGGUCAAAUGUAACAAGAAUGGGACCAAAAUAUAUGAAGGAUAGAUCACGCUGAGAAUGAUAUCUACUCUUGUGAUUACUUAUUCCUGAUUUAGAGGCUGUAAAACAAAGUUAUAGCCAUUUAAAACUUUAAUUGGGUUGUUAUGGACACGUGGUUUUCAUAACAGGGCUGGCUCAGGCUGUGGUGAUGGGACCCAAGAGGAUUUAUUUAAAUGUUGCCCAGAACUCUUAGUGACACCUUUGAGUGUUGUCCGCACAUUACAAAAUUUAUAUAUUAACAAUAGUGUGGUUUCACUCUUAACAGGUCAAGCAUAAAGCAGUGUUUUAUAAUAUCCUCAACCUCAAUCAGUCAGGUAACGUUUAACGAUACUUCCCAAAUUAAAUGCACGUGAGCACAUCAAAGUCAGAAGAAAGACUUCUCAACUUAGAAACUGGGACCAUGAGAAGCACAUGGAUGCAGGAUCAGACCCCUCUGUCAGCCAAUCUGUCAGCUAACAUGCUAAUGCUAACGGCUGUAAGCUCAGAGACUAAAAAAACCUGUCUUACUUUGCUCAAAGCUGUAAAAAAGGGCAAAAUUAUUCGAAAGAGCAUGAAGAAAAAAUUAGAACAGAGGAGAAGACUUGGAGUUUCUCUUGCCUGCCAAACCACUCUUAUACACACAACCAGGGUCGGGGUUACUCUUGCUAACUAGCUUAUAGCUAACAUUUGUAGACUAGGCACACUGAGCAUGUGGGGCAAAUCAAUACAGAGCACGCAAAAGGGUCCAGCAAAUUUGCACAAUGACACAGAUCAAUACUAAGCCUUUCUUUCCGUCUGAAGCCAUUCAGAAACUCAUUCAUUCACACGUCAGGACUCAUUUGGUCCUGAAAGUCCUUCUCAGGGCUCUGUUAAAACUGCUUGAUCCUGAGGACUUGUUCUUUUUACACUUUCACAAACAGACUAGUGAAACUUUUGCAAAAAAAAAAAACAAUAAAAAACUAUAAUCUAGCGGUUUUCUUACUGGAGAUUUCCUCUGAUGUCUGCCUACUAUUUUUGAGGCUUUGACCCGGCUAACUAAGUUAGCAUAAGUUGAAGGAAUGAAUCUGAACUGAUUCAGAGAUACAAAAGAAAGUGUAACCAAAAACAUUUUUGAAUAACAUGGUGCAGAUGAGUCAAGUCAAGUCUCGAGUCCUUAGUGUUCAAGUCCAAGCCACCAGAGAAGGCUCUAGGGGAGUCUGAGUCAAGUCCCCAUUACCUAAGGACUUACCAACCACUGUCUCACUCUGUCUGUAUUAUCUAAGGAGGCGUCUUGGUCUUUUGGUUAUUGUUUGUAUUUCUGCUAGGCUUCAGUGCAUGUUUAACUCUUUAUUGCCUUUUGUAUCAUAUUUGAUACAUACCUCUAUAUACUUUUAUCAAAUCAAUAUGAUCAACAAAUUACUAAAAAAAACACCUGAAUACAGCCUGAUAAAUGAUAAAAAUGUCCUCUUGUACUUUAUCAAUUUCCAAAAAUAUCUAAAGUAUCAAAUGAGAUAAAUAUAUAUAUUUGUUAAACUUUAAAGACAUUUUGAUUUUUUUUUCAGUAGUAAGUGAAAUAAACAUUUCAGCUCCAAAAAAAAUUGAAUUUUCUGGCCAUAAUUUGUGGUAUCAGGCAUUAAAGGGCUACGUCUGUAUAUUUCUGACUUUUUAUUUCAGUGUAACACAAAGCGUUAACUCUAUCUUGCAGUCUGUAAAUACAUAUGAAUCUCCUUUCUUUUUGAUUUCACCAUUAUUAACUGUUGUUCAAGAAGAUGAUCUACAUGCUGAUGUGAUCCUUUAGCCACUUCUGCAUUGCCAUAAAGACAGAAAAACACUACUGACAUGGACAAGAUUUCUUUCUGAAAACAGGGAGGAAUAAUCUACUUUAAAAAUAUCACUUCACCUGUGGAUGAAGCCUAAAUGUAGCCUGAGUGUCCUAAUGUGGUUCAUGUGACUGAUAUCCAAGUCCAAGUUUGAGUUAAAACCCAAAGUUUGUACAUUUUACACUUUUGUGAUGUUGCAAAUUAAGAAAAAUAUGUUAAUUUAUUUGUAUUCACUGGUUUCAAACAGAACUUUAGAACCACUCUAUUUAUUAUUGGAUGGUAAACCUCAUGUUACUUCACACAGAGUGAUUAAUUUUCAUACGGAUUAAAGGCAUAGCAUAUGACAAGAACAGCAGCCAUGAGCCUGAAGAGGUGCUGGUGGAUGGAUUUUGUUAUCUUCAAAAGCAGUUGCCCUUUUUCUAGCUUGUAUGCUUAGCUAAUCUAAUUGGCUUUAACUAAAAAUGUUUGACUAUUUCCAUAAACUGAAAGCUGGUCAUGGAUUUAAAAAAGUAGGGAUGGUAGAGUUUCUGUUUUAGGCAGUUUGUUAUAUCAGUGAGGUCACCAGUGUGUCCAAAGGAUUAAUGUUUGACAGGCUGCUGUCAGUAAAUGAAAGUACGCUGCAUGGAAACGACGACAUCCUUUAUUAUGUAAUUUUUAUGGCAUGAAUAAAUGAGAUUAACACAUUUCUUCUGUUAAUCCUAAACCUCAGGGGGACUCAUCUUUUGUGGUGAUGACAAACUACAUUAUAACUGAGGGUCAGAGCAUGUCCAAGUGUCCAGAGGUAAGUACUCCCACAAUCCUUUCCCCCAUUCUCUGCUGUGUUUCCCCCUCUCUGUCUAAAUUACAGUACAUUUCCAUAAAUAGCAAAACUAAACGGAAAUUGUGUCUCAUUCCAAGACUGUUUGUGUAAUUGGGUAAUUUUCCAGCUGUUGAAUUUAGGUCACAUGUUUUACAAACGUAAUGGCCUCCAGAUGAGCCAACAGCAGAUUUAGAAAACAGCAGAAUAUCAUUACUAAUGUAAAGCUUGAACCUCACUUUGUUGUUUUGAUGAUAAACUGAUUUAUCUUGUCGUCUUCCUGACACACUCUCUCUAACCCUGAUCGUUUUUUUUUUUGUGACAGCUCCCAGGCAAACACAACUGCAGCUCAAACACAGACUGUGAAGGAGGGAGUUUCAAACGUACGGGACAUGGUAAAUCCUGACGGCCCGACAGUGUGUGACAUCUGCAGUCCUCACUGAGUAACCGUCUGUCUGUGUGUGGCCAACUGAAGCGCGGUCUGGUUGUUUGACUUCUCGACUGUUUUACCAGAAACAAAAGCUUUCCCUCAACCUCUAGAGAAGAGAUUGUAAUCACUUACAAAACAGCAAAAUUGGUAGGAAAAAAAACUGACCUUUAGCCGAAAUAUUGGAACUGGGUUGGAUUCUGGUGAUGCAUUUUAAGGCUUGUACCCACCUAGAGUGUUUUAUGCUGGCAGUGUGUGUUUUCCACUGUAGUUCAGUGUUGUUGGCGCUUAUUGUCCAAGUGCAGAACUGCCCGGGUGUCAACUAAUUUUGGUCACUGCUUUCACAGCACACUCAGUCAACUUCAGUUUAACUCAGGUGCAUUUGCAAUUAUCACGUAUCCAUCACUAAUCAAUCAAAAUCAUUGAGAUUAUUUACUCACAGCAUCAUUAAGUUUCUUAAGACAGAACCGUGACGUGUUUAUACACACAGGACUAUCGGAGUAUCAGGUCAUUGUGCCACAUGUUUGUAAAGUGGGUAGUGGCGCUUAGAGCUGCCAUAGGACAUGCUCAUGCAGUAGAAACCAUAACUAAAAUGCAACAGAACUGAAAGAGUAAACAUUUGGAAGUAAAACAUGCAUGGCUCAGUUCUACUGAAACAGAUUAAAAUCAACAACCUCCUUUUGAGCAGCUUAUAUCAGUUUGUAUUGGGCUUGAUGAUCAGUGAAGCGGAUGAGUAAAACCCAGCCUCAUGUAAGUAGACAUAUUCAUGUAUAUUCAAACACAGAGACAGAUGUUACAAUUACAUUUGUAUGCACGAGAGCUGACAUGAACCAUGAGCACACAGAGACGUUAAAAACAAAUAACCAUCCAGACAGGAGCUUUUUUUAAUAGGUCCAAACAUAUGCAGCAUUGUUAAAGAUUUCAAAGAGCAGUCACAUAAAUUUAACACCCUUUAUCUGUCCCCGACUUCAAUCCAGAGCCUUUCAAGUCCUCCAUGACCUACAUCGGCUUUAAUAAGAACAAACUUAACUGAAGCCUUAGAUCUGUCCAUUUCAGACCAGUCAAACCCCCAGGUAUCUGCACAGAGGCGGCGUGCUGUCUCCAUGCUUGUGGACAUGCAAACACAAGGGGUGCCCCUGUAGCCAAACACACCAGUGGGCUGCAGUAAAAGGUCAGAAGGCCAAAGCAAGUGACCAAUCCCCCCGCUGGAGAACUGUCUGUGAACUCAGCCAGCACAUGAUGAGAGAGACUGAUACCCACAGAGCUAAUCUCAGGCAGAGAAAUUAUAUGUUGAAAUCAGGGCGAGAUAAAGAAAACAGCCAUGUCAGCGCUCGCUUUGCUUCAUUUCUACAUCUUUGCUCGCUGCCGUGGAUGCUAAUUCAAGAUAAGAUGAUUAAAGCUUUGCUAUGUCUUGCUUUUUUCCCCCUUGCUGCUUCUUGAAACACGUUAUACUCUUGCUUGCCACACUUUUAAAGUUUGGUCUGUAAUAAUGAACUCCAGUGUGUUUCUUCUUCAAGGACAAAUGACGGGAGUUUGUGUUAAUACCACAAAGACCUGUGAGGUGCUGGCCUGGUGCCCUGUGGAGAAUGAUCACAUCAUACCAGAGUAUGUAAAAGCAUUCAGUUUAUCAUGCUGCAAGCUCUUAGUACGUGCCUGGAUUACUUCACUGCUUAUACAUGUGAAAUGUUGCUUUUGAUGAUUUAUGCACCUCUACUUACAGGACUUAAUACUCUGCUGUUUCCUGUUUACUUCUCUCUAGUCCUCCUUUGUUGAUUUCUGCGGAGAACUACACACUGUUCAUCAAAAACUCUGUGACUUUCCCCUUAUUUGGCGUCACAAGGUGAGAGACAGCAUGGCUAUUAAGUUGAAUUUAACUUGGCAGAGGUUUAAAAUGCUUUUGGAUUACUGUUUGGUUAAUGCUGCUGCAUGUUUGUCGUGUGGUGAAUAAUGAGAAGUAAAAACACUGUCAAACAUUCUCAAUAGAGCCCUGUAGCAUGAAUAGGUCAGUUUAGAUAGAACGGUUGCGAUAUUUAGAUUACAUAACGUCUUCUCUUACUCUGGGGAAGCUUUUCAAAGCCUGAGAAACUAACCCACAAUUUGGCAACAAAACUGUUGUGUAAAUGUUAAUUUAGAGCCAUACAAAUAUUUUUGAAGGACUCUGGACAUCACUUGUGCGCAGACCAGGACGAUUAAAAAACUACAGUACUGCAUAAAGAACAAGUCUGCACACUUUAUUAAACCCACAAAGAGCUAAAUAAUCAAUUUUUUAUCCUAACGGUUUACCCCAGGAGUGUAACUCAUAGGCUGAUAAGCACUAUAUUGGCAGGUUGGAUCAUAUAUGCUGACUACAUAAGGUUAAGAACAACUUUUAAAAACAUAAUUUAAAUUGUGCAAAAUUCACCAGAACUAUGCAAAGAUGACAGGAACUGUAAAAACCCCCAGAAAUUCUGCAAACCAAAAGCUAUGCAUAAAUCAUGCAAUAAUCACAGGAAUCAUGCAAACAUAACCCAAAAAUGAUGCAAACCAAAAAUGUAAAGAAAAGUAUUUCUUUACCACUAACACAUGUGCCAUGGCAUACAUAUCCUGUCUUCCUGGCUCUUGUGUAACAUAAGCACGAAAAACUGUUUAUUUUACCACUCCCAUAAUGCACUUCAGUGCAAUCUCAGCUGAGCCAGAGGUAUUUAUAUGCUUGGGACUUAAAACCAACCCUUUUUAGCCACAAGUUUUCUGCGAAUUAUUUGAAUAACAGGGAAAAGUAAAUGAGCCUAGACACUUUCUUAACGCCACUCUAAGUUUAAUAAUCACAAUGUUUUAAUGCUUUUGGCUCCAUCAGGUGACAAAAAAGGAGCUGCACCCAUAUUAAUGGACAGAAUUGUAUGCAAAUGAGCACAUAGAGCAAAACAGAGGAUAUCUAAAUAUAAAACAGAAAACAGAUUUGGAUCUAGAUGUUGAAGCACGGCUUGUGCAGCACUGUUGUUGUUAAACAAUGAUAGUGUGGUAUCAUUCACCCUUUGCAUAUCUUUCAUUGUCGUAUGUAAAUGAUGUUAUUUGAAGAUGUGUUUUACCUCAGGUGGUGUGCAUAGUUUCCACAGAACUUAUCGUGUGAUGUGCAAAUCUCAACAUAUCUGGGUGCGGUCACCUGACAAAGAUAGAACUAUGAAAACAUUGUGAUGAAUAAGCUCUCUGUGAUACUUAGUCUGUAAGUUUGGACCCUUUGAAUAUUCGACAGAAACCUGAUGGAGAUUUUUUAUUCUAAAUUUGAGGGUAUUGUUCAAGCCAGCAGAUCUGAUUAAACUUUUUGAUGAAAUGCAUUAUGGGAACUGUAAGAUCCAGAGUAUUUUGAGUGUUACCCCAACAAUGAAUUAAAAAUGCAGAUAUAUACUGUAUAUGUUUAUCCAAAUAAUAGACAGUAGUGUAACAGUUUUUUAUUAUUAAAAAAAUGUGUUUCAGGAGUAACCUGGUGGAAGGCAUUGAUGCCAGUUAUAUCAGUAAAUGCCUCCAUGAUCCAGAGAAAGCUCCAUUGUGCCCAAUAUUCAAACUGGGAGACAUCGUCAAACUGUCUGGCUUCAACUUUGAAACAAUAGCCAAAGUGGUGAGUCUAGAAAAGCUGCAGUUAUUUAGGUAAUCUGAUAUAUGUUCCUCUAAUGUGGUAGUAAUGGAGUGUAAUAUGUUUGUUUCUUGACAGGGAGGGGCCAUUGGUAUAGUGGUGGACUGGACAUGUAACUUUGAUGUGGACGUGAGACACUGUAAACCAAAAUACAACUUCCAUGGUCUGUACGGAAACCCCACAGAGACAGACAAAGCCAGAGCCUCAGUGGGCUACAACUUCAGGUGAGUAAAAACAGAUCUCUGGAAACAAUACUCCAGUGGGUUUGCAUUACAGAUAUACUAGACUAUACAAGGAAAAUAUUAAAGGAGCAGAUAUAAUUUGGAUGUUAUUCUAAGACCAUAUUGGUACCACUGUGAUUAUGGUUUCCUGGUUUGUAUUUGUCUAAAAUAAGACUUUUCACCAACCACAACUGAGAUAAAAAAGACCAGUGUUUACUAGGAAAAUCAGAUUUAUUUAUUCUUUCUUCUUGUCAUGGUACCAUAAUAAUCUGCAUUUGUUGAUGCUGCAACAAACUGUUCACAGACAACAGUUUUUGGAGGUGUCUGUUUUUUCAGCCUUGUCCUUUUUGUACAAAGAUUUCUCUAAAUUAUCUGAAUCUUUUCUUGAUAUUAUACACUAAAGGUGAUAAAAUCUCUGAAUUAUUUUCUAUUUUAUAUAUGCCCUAAAAUUACCCACAUAAGUUGGGAGAUGCUUUUUCAGGUGAUUUUAUUUAAACAUUUCAAAGCUUUUCCAAUGUUUUCAGUCCUUAACCACACUUUAUAAGAAUGCGUUGUUUAAAUCAGAUUAGAAAUGAGAAAACAUUUUUCCACAAAACAACAUUUUUCAGCUUCAUGAUUUAAUAUGUUGUCUUGACACAAUUUCCAACUAAAUAUUGUCUUGGAAAGAUUUGUGAUUCAGUCAAAGUCUGAUUAACAUUUCACAGAGCAUCACAGUUUUUUUAUGGAAUUGGGGUUGAAAACUUCUGAGCAGCUACUUUUUGCUUUAUUUUAUUUGUACUAAAAACCAAAGUUAAUAAAAAAAAAAAAAAAAAAAAAAGGAUGAGAGUUACGUGACAAAAUUUGCAGCACUGUCUUGACUCAGUAUUAUACGGCACAGCAUAAAGCCGGAGCCACGUGCUGUUACCACGCCUUUAGCUGAGCUGAGCAUACAAGCUUAUUUAGUUUCAUAUCAAAUGACUUCAGGAAACCUCAAAGUGUUAUUUUAAAAUGAACUGACUUGUAGAUCAAACCAGCUACAUCAAAUGUUCUCACGAGGUAAACAGUGGUAAUAGCUGAUGGUUGCUAACUUUGGUAUCAUCAGUUUGAAACUUUCACAAAGUUCAUGUUUCCCUGUUGGUGGGAACUUUCAAUGAUGUACUUUCACCACGUUCUCCAGUGUCUGCUAAUGUUGCUCACCUAAAGUUUUAGUGUCUGGAGAGUUUACGCCUGUUGUUUUUGUCUCCAGGUCUAUUUUGUUGAUCUUAAUACAGACUGACUCAUAAUGUUUACUAGCUCUCAGUGAAACGACUCAGCGUGGUGCUCUGAAGACUGUCUCAAACUGUUAGCUGUUAUUGUUUAAUGUGCUCUGUGAACGCUCAGCUUCCUGUGCCCAGAUAUGAAGAAACAUUAUUAUAAGGGUGUUAUUUAGAGAAUACUAACUAGCAUUAGAGACCAUCAUUGAGGGGGAAGACAUAUAAGUUUGUCCUGAAAUUAUAAGGAACAAUUAAUUCCUUUGAAAUUGGAUAAUCUGAGUACACCAAAACAUGCAUAGCCUCUCUCUUGUUACUAUAACCUCCUUCCACAGUCCAAAGACCAGGUUUUAAGUCAGUUGGUGACUCUAAAUUUCACAUUGGUGUGUGCACAUGAAUCGAUUGUUGUGUCAGUCCUGUAGUUAAUGGGCAAUCUAGUCAGGACGUGCCCCAUCUUUUGCCCGGGGACAGCUGGAAUCGGCCCUCACUCGAGAAACAGGGAAGUAGUGAGACAGAUUAUUGAUGCAUGGAUGUCAAACUCUGCAGCACUAAAACCACUUGAGUUUUUAAAACAAUUUUUGUCCUAAUACAGGGGGAGAUGGCAGUAAAGUUUGUAUAAUCUCAAACAGGAAAGGUGGAAUUUAAAAAUCAGGCAUAUGAGAUAUUCACAUCCUUUUUAUUUAAACAGCUACUGUUCUUCCUGUGUAGGUAUGCAAAGCAUUAUUUGGAGGACAAAAUUCAGAAAAGAACCCUUUUCAAAGUGUUUGGGAUAAGGAUUGACAUCAUUGUUCAGUCACUGGUGAGUGUAUGUAUUUACAUAUAUUUCAAUUAAAUAAAGUUCUGAAGUAGAAAUAGUUAAAAAGAAUUUCAACUCUGUUCUUCACAGGCGAGAAAAUUUGAUAUCAUCCCAACAUUGACAGCUAUCGGCUCUGGAGUGGGCAUCUUUGGAGUGGUAUGUUGUGUCCUGAUUUAUUACAUCACUUAUACCUGCUUUGCUUAUUGUUAAACAGACUUAUAUAUUUCUUAUUUUGUACAUGACUUUGCAGGCAACUGUAGUGUGUGACUUGGUGCUGCUCUAUUUGCUCCCAAAAAGAGAAUUUUACAAGAACAUGAAAUUCAAAUACACAGACACACACAUACAGGUAAGCAUAAUGAUGCAUGAACAACUGUUUGAUGGAAAUGCUGUUGUGAUUGAAGUUUCUUUUUGAGCACAAGAUGGCAGCAGAGAGACGUUUAUCAAUAUCAGGUGUAUCGUUCAGUGCUGGAUAUGACCCUGUGUGGGCUUAACUCUGGUUUCUUUUGAGGACUGCCUCCUAAAUCAGACCCAAAAACCAUCUAGCACACAGAGGCAGAGUAAUGCUGUGUUAAUUCCCAUACCACUCACAAAUAGAACAAACCAAAGCUGCAUUAGCUCUAACAGAGGUUGAACUCUCCCCUCAUCCCCUCCACCUCAGACAGUUUCCAUCUGUAACUGAACCAGGCAGAACGUUUUGUAUUUGCAGCCUGACAGCGAGUCGCUUGGUUUAGACACAAGCGUCUAUUACACCAUUGAAGCAAAGGCAAGACAAGCCCAAGGCACUGACAAGUCCAACGUGAGUGCAUGUAGAAGUCCAAAAAGUAGAGUAGCUUUUAAAAAUUUGUACCUUUUCUAUCUUGUUUUCACAAGGAGAAUCCUUCCGUUUUUUAUUUGUGAGAUCUAACUGCCUGUUAUAGUUGGAUUUGACUUUUAUUUUUUAUCCUAGGAUCCUGAUUCAGAGGCCGGCAGCAUAGAGACUGAGGUAUCUAAAGUAAGAGGUUCAGAAAUUCCUCACAAAUAUCCUUUCUGCUUUGUUUUCUUUGAUCGUUUAUGUGUUUCUCUCAAUCUCUCAUUCCUCUGUAGAAAUAACCUGGGAGCAAGCUUGUAAGGUGCUUUUCUGGAUUGCACUGGGACCCUGCGAUAAACCUUGCAACACAGCACACAAACACACUCGGACUCAGUGUGGACUCGGGACUAGAGCAAACAAACUCACAGACAAUGCUCCACAUGUUCUCGUCUUCCUCAUCUCGCUCCUUAGCUGAGUCUUCUAUCAGCACCUCCCACCCUGAGAGACUGUGACUCCAGCCAUUGUGUUGAGCCCUAGCCUAGCUCAGCUUUGUGUGUACUCUUUUGGGUGUAGCUCGGUUUGCUCUUACUCAUACUCUGGGUGUAACCCUCCACCUCCUUGCCAUCUCCACAUGGGUGCAGGUGAAAGAACACUUUCAGACACUUGUUUGUCGGUGUGUGUACACAAAUCAUCCAUAAGCCAUCAUGAUCUCUGUCACUGUCUUGUCAAAGCAAGAUACACACACACAUAAUGUGUGGAUGUGCCACUGUUGGAGUUAUACACCCUGUGUGCACCUUGUGAUUGACAGCUGAGUCCAAUAAAAGAUGUACAGUUGCCGUGCA
Messenger RNA from Xyrichtys novacula (pearly razorfish), 20270 nucleotides. Lineage: Eukaryota; Metazoa; Chordata; Actinopteri; Labriformes; Labridae. The record is from the annotation of a GenBank genome assembly.